Messenger RNA from Marchantia polymorpha subsp. ruderalis, 1916 nucleotides. The record is from the annotation of a GenBank genome assembly. NCBI's taxonomy places the organism in Eukaryota, Viridiplantae, Streptophyta, Marchantiopsida, Marchantiales, Marchantiaceae.
GGCCGUAAGAAUGGGAAGAUGGUAUAAGAGGUCGGUGCUCCAAGAGGAACAGCGCUUGUAUUCUCGAGCUGUCAAAGCUCGAGCAUUACCAGGCCAAGCUUUCAAGUAUCUUUCUCUUUGUUCAGUGACAGCGUUUCACUCACAGGAGGAUACUUCAAGGAUUUGUUUGAGGUCUCGGACGUGCCAAUUGAAGGUGAACUUGGGAGUGUGUGCACCAUGGCAACGACAAGAGGAACAUGCUCGAUCCUUUUGGUUCUCUCGAGCUUGGUUAUGUACGGAGGGUUCUGCGACUGUUAUGAGUAUGGAGAUUUUGUCACAAACAGCACUCCACCUCCGGUAUCAGGGUUUGCCUUGUUCGAGUCAUACUACAAUUAUUCUUGUCCUCAAGCUGCUUCGAUCGUCAACGACUUGGUGGACAAGAUCCUUGCAGCAGAUCUAAACAUGGCUGGAGGACUACAGCGUCUGCACUUCCAUGACUGCUGGGUCAAUGGCUGUGAUGGCUCGGUUCUCCUCAACUCAACUUCUCAUUUCGUGGCGGAGAGAGAUGGAUUCACCAACUUCAUGAUCAGAGGAAUUCCUGAGAUCGACGAGAUCAAGGCGGCCAUUGAGGAUGUUUGCCCAGGGGUCGUGUCCUGCGCUGACAUAUUAGCUCUGGUAGCACGUGACGCCACAUAUAAGGUCGGAGGGCCGUGGUGGCCUGUACUAUUGGGACGCAGAGAUGGAUUUGUUUCGCUUGCCAGGAACGCAGACACUAACCUCCCGUUCCCAAACCUUAACUUCGACGAGCUUGUGCAAAAUUUUGCCGCAAAGGGGUUCUCCCCUAGAGAGAUGGUGAUUCUUUCUGGUUCGCACACAAUUGGCCGGAGUCACUGUAACGGGAUUCAGCCUCAGCUUUAUAAUUUUAGUGGGAUAGAUGAUCUCACAAACCCGGCGCUUGACCCAACAUUCGCUGCGGGGCUCAGACAGCAGUGUCCAAAGGGCAACAAAGAGAAUAUUGUUGAUAUGGAUCCAACCAAAAAUGUUUUUGAUGAUCUUUACUUCAAAGAAGUUUUAGCUGGUAAAGGUGUCUUCUCAACAGAUUCUGCGCUCAUUACGAACCCUCUCGGCCUACAAGUUGUGACUGAAUCAUCAACGCCAGGUUCCACCUUCUUCCAGGAGUUUGCUGAUGCCAUGGUGAAGAUGGGCAACAUCGAGCUGCUGACUGGCACAUCAGGCGAGGUCCGUAAGCACUGUCAGUUUAUCAACUGAUCGUGCCACCUUGAAGAAACAAACGUGCUCAACAGAAACAAUUACCACGUCAUGCAUGCUCGAUGGCUUGAAUUUCAAUGUGCUUUCGAUGAAGACAGCAAGCCGGAAUGAAGGUGGUAAAAGGAUGCACUUGGUUUCGAGGGAAGAGCCAAAAAACCAACUUCAAUGUUGUUUGGUCUGGUCCCCACACUCUAUUACUAUCAUAUUCAGGUCUUUGGAAGAACGAUGUCGUUUGUGCUCUGUUUUGCCAAUCACUGUUCUUCUUAUCGUUCUUCUCAGUUGUAAUCGGUAGGUAGGCUCGUGGCUGUCUGAGGUUAUAGUAUCGGUUACAAUUGUCACUCGCAUUUGAUGUACAGAUUUUUCCCACGAUAAGACAUGUGGCAUUUUAUUUUUUCUCUUAAGAAAAUUGAUGUGAGGGUUUUCAAGUAAAGGAUUUAUCAUGUCGAUCUCCCAGUCAUAGAUGCAGACAUGAUGGAGAGAAACAGAAGAGGGACUAGGUCGUUGUCCCAAGCAGAUUGUGUCGGUUUUACGUUUUAUGUAGGCCUUCUCCGUCAUGUUUAUAAAAGGGAUGAUGCAACGUUGACACUGUCGUACCCGAUGUUCUUGAAAUUGAUACUGGCACCAAUAAUUCCGUCUAAGAUAUUAGAAAAUCAGUAAGCUCGACUGAG